Molecule: messenger RNA, 6643 nt
Organism: Bubalus bubalis (water buffalo)
Lineage: Eukaryota; Metazoa; Chordata; Mammalia; Artiodactyla; Bovidae
Gene: ASB1
Product: ankyrin repeat and SOCS box containing 1
Exons: 5
Coding region: 116-1114 (332 amino acids)
Biological process (GO): protein ubiquitination; intracellular signal transduction
Cellular component (GO): ubiquitin ligase complex
Molecular function (GO): protein binding
Source: RefSeq, a predicted model, not a curated record
CGGCGCCGGAAGCGGUCGCGCGCGCUGUGGCUCCGGAAGUGGUUCCGGCCGGCGGGGUCUCUGAGGCGGGCCGCGCGGGGGGAGGCGGCUGCGGACGGGCUGGAGGCCGGAGCCCAUGGCGGAGGGCGGCGGGCGGGCCGGGCCGGCGCCCGCAGGUCCUAAUCUGAAGGAGUGGCUGAGGGAGCAAUUCUGUGACCACCCGCUGGAGCACUGCGAGGACACGAGGCUGCACGACGCUGCCUACGUGGGGGACCUGCAGACCCUGCGGAGCCUGCUACAGGAAGAGAGCUACCGGAGCCGCAUCAACGAGAAGUCCGUGUGGUGCUGCGGCUGGCUCCCCUGCACGCCCCUGCGCAUCGCCGCCACCGCGGGCCACGGGAACUGCGUGGACUUCCUGAUCCGCAAGGGGGCCGAGGUGGACCUGGUGGAUGUGAAGGGACAGACGGCCCUGUACGUGGCUGUGGUGAACGGGCACCUGGAGAGCGCCCAGAUCCUCCUGGAGGCCGGCGCAGACCCCAACGGAAGCCGGCACCACCGCAGCACGCCGGUCUACCACGCCUCGCGCGUGGGCCGGGCGGACAUCCUGAAGGCCCUCAUCAGGUAUGGGGCGGACGUCGAUGUCAACCACCACCUGACUCCUGACGCCCAGCCCCCUUUCUCGCGGCGGCUCACCUCCUUGGUGGUCUGCCCACUGUACAUCAGCGCCGCCUACCACAACCUGCAGUGCUUCAAGCUGCUGCUGCAGGCGGGGGCGAACCCGGACUUCAACUGCAACGGCCCCGUCAACACACAGGGCUUCUACAGGGGCUCGCCCGGCUGCGUCAUGGACGCCGUCCUGCGUCACGGCUGCGAGGCGGCCUUCGUCAGCCUGCUGGUGGAGUUCGGAGCCAACCUGAACCUGGUCAAGUGGGAGUCCUUGGGACCAGAGUCGAGAGGCAGGAGGAAGGUGGACCCCGAGGCGCUGCAGGUCUUUAAAGAAGCCAGAAGUGUCCCCAGGUCCCUGCUGAAUCUGUGCCGCGUGGCUGUGAGAAGAGCGCUCGGCAAAUACCGCCUUCAUCUGAUCCCCUUGCUGCCUCUGCCAGACCCCGUAAAAAAGUUUCUGCUUUACGAGUAGAAUUCCGGAGUGCUGUUGAUUGCAGUGAAGAGGCGGUGGUGACCUGCAGUGCAAGUUGACACCGACUCUCGCCCCGUGACCACGUCCUGUGCUGCCGAGUCCCGCCCGGCUGCAGGUGAAGCAGGACCGGCUUUGUUCCCCCGGACUGUGCUCUAUCUCAGGUGUUUGGGCAUCGGACAGUCUUGGGGUCAGUAUCAGUAUCAGCCGGGAGGCUCCUACACAACUUUAUUUUGUGCUUCUUCAGUCUGUUUGGAAAUUAAUGCAGUGGGCCUUGAAAUGUGAGCAAGUUGGGGCUGAGGCUGGAGGCCUGCUGAUAUCCUGAGUAGAGAGGACUGGCAUCUUCCAGACUGCUUCUGGGUUCACUUCUCAACUUGAUGGCUUGAUUGCAGUCAAAUGAAAAAGGGAGUUUUGGUAAAAAGUAGAGUACAGAGACACAGUUCCUGAACUUGUGAGUUUGUGUUCCCAGCUCUUGGGUUGAACAUGUGAUGUUUACACACACACACGCACACACACACACGCACACACGCUUUCCUUGCCACCUCAGUGUUCUCUCCAUGUGGUGGGGGCGUCGUGUCAAUUGGCUUCAUUCAAGGAUGGUUUCCUGGCCACUUGGGUUGGCUUUACUGUCUCAAGGUCAGUACCUACAGUGUUCACAGUCUCUUUAGGUAAUGCUCAGAGCUCGACGCCUAGCCCCAUGCCCAGCCGUGCCUAGCAUCAUGCCAACAGGUCUCACGAGUUCUCUGCCAUUUCACUCUGGGAGCUUCCAGAAGUCCACUGAUUUCAGGAGGCCCACUGCCUCCAUUCGGACCAACGACCGUCCAGCAGCAUCCACUGCCAGUUCUAACAAGUCCGUGCAUGCACUGUGAAGUGGAAACUUGACUCGUCUUCUGGGUAGUUCAGAGCUUUCAGUUCUGUGGUGUCCUGUGGACAGAACAUCUGGCGUUUGGCUGAUUGUGCUUCAGUUGUUUGGACUUCAUGUCUUGGUAGUUGCUCCUAGAACUGAACAGGGGAUAGCAGUGAGGUUAGAGGUCUCCUAUGGCCUGCCGGGGGCUGGGGGAGGGAGAGGACUGAGCUGGGUUGUCACCCGACAGCUCGGCUGUGGUCAGGGCUGCGUAGCUAGAUGUGUGUCAUGCCGGCACAGGUGGGCCAGUGGCUGCCUCUUUGAAGUAUCCAGGUGCCACUGUUUGCAGGGAAAUCACAUCUGGUUGUUGAGGCCUCAGAACCAUUUUGUGGAUCCAUGGAAAGUGUUUAGAAAUGGACAGAUUUCACAUCUGUGUUUAGAUUUUCUAUAAGAGUUGAACAAAUGAUAUGGGUUUAUUUAAUUAUCAGCAUUGUUGUGUGUCUUCACUGACUAGACCAGCAGCGUCUGGUCCUGGUCUUCGUGAUUGAGGAUGGAGUUCUGAGUCUGUCUCCUGGCGUGGGUGGACAUGUGUUGGAAGCCAGGCAGGCCCUUGUGCACACGAAUGAGGUCUGAGGGGAGAGAAAUCUUCAGUGAUUCAGAGGGGAAGAUGCAGCCACAGGAGUUUGUUGCAAGUUGAGGCCACGGCCUUGGAGGCUCAAAAGCGGGCUGUAGGCUGCCGCUCUUGGCUGCGAACCUGCUGGGUGGGUUGCAUUCAGAGCUCGGGGUCCCACCUGCAGCAGGAGAGGCGUCCUGAGAGAGGAGGGGCCGCGGGUGGGUGGCAGAUGGCACCUUUGCCACCAGAUCCGAGCACUGCUGAGAUUUGGUCUGGGAGAGCGAUAAUGUGCCGGUGGCCCUCGUGGUGGGACUCACCAGCUCUGGGCAGUGGCUUCCAUCGCAGCUGUUGGGGUAGGGCUCUCCCUCGUAUAGGGAAGGGUUGUAGGAUAGCUGGAGCGGCUGGAGAGGGACAGAGCCACAGGAGGGGGUGGAGCUGCCAGCCAGGGGACGGAACCACUGGAGGGAGUGUCCCUGGCAAGGCAGCACGUCCCCUUCUCAGUCUGGCUAGAGGGGUCUCAGGAGCAGCUCGCUCACCUCACUUUGCACUCCUGCAGCUGCCCUUUGGCCUGGAUUCCCUUCCUGGGGGCUGUGCUGCAGGCUCGCAAGACCCUGUGUGCCCUGCUGGGCAUUGUCUGCAGGGGUUUGUUAGGGACAGAGCUUUCCUGGGGUGGGAGGUGACUGUUCACAGACCUGGAAAGCAGCAUCGGGGGCGCUGCCAGGCAGGAGUGUCGGGCUGCAUGGAGGCAGGGGCCCCUGGCUGGCCCGGCGGGGUGUCUAUCGGGCUGCUGUGCAGGGUGAUGUGAGUGCAGGACUUGUUUCUGGGGGAUGGAACCAUUUUUCUGGGGUCUCUCUAGAGGACUGGACUGAGUUGAUCCUCACUGUUGGGCCUGGCCCAGACCUGGCCAAGGAGGGACUGGGACUCGGGAGGGGUUGAGCCAGGGAGUGGGGGCCCCCGCACGGUGCGCCCCAGAGCAUGGUGGGCUCAGGGCUAGUCGUCCUUUAUAGAGGCAGGUUGACUUUCUGUGUCCAGCCAGCCUUUAGAUAAUUUUUUCAGACCCCCAGCAACUGAGGUUCAGUCUCUAGCUUGAAAUUCCGUAUGUGCCACACACAACUCUGAAAACAGCAUAGCUAUAUAUACUUAGGGCCAUUUCUUCUUGUUUUGAGCCUCACGUUACUAAAGCUCCCUUUUUCUGUUGUUGGCAGGGAUAGGUAGGGUACAGACUAGGAAGGAGUCACUCUGUCCACAGAGCACUUUAUAAAAGCCCAGUCUCCAAACCCCAGGGUGCCCACUGCCACAUAGCCAGGAAAUGUGGACAUGGGUGAUGAGGUUGUGGCCCAGAGCACCAUGCCCAUGGGGCGGGGCACGACAAACCAGUGGGCAGAAGCCGGGGCCCCCAGCCUGUCUCAGGAGUGUGCUCACUUGCUGGGGCACCUGAGGGCCGUUUGGCUGAAGGAAUCCUGUGCUCGGGGCCUUGGCUGCAGUGGACGGGUGGGGCUGGACCUAGGGAGGUGGGGCAGCGCUGAGACCUCACAGAGGGUUCCGCUUUGGCAUCCUGGUGGGAGUUCCGAAUGUAUUUCCAAAACCUAUCAAUGUCAUAUGUAUCCGUGCCUUUUCAUAUUAUUUUUGGUAUUUAUGUAUUUAUUUAUUUAUGCCCUGCUUUGUUCCAGGAAAGGGUUCAAGGUCGUCAUGCUUAGUUUUGAUGUUCUCUUUUGACGUUUGAUAAGUUUUAGUCAACGUGUGCUUGUUAAACAGGACGUUUUAAAAAGAAAGGACAGUUUCUUUUCUUUUCAACACAGUUUGCUCAUGUUGAAUAUGUUUCUGUUAUCAGGCCUAUGUGCCAUCAUUUUUACCCUUUCUUCAUGGAGCAGUGUAAGAGAGGAGCCUGCAGGCAAGGUUGGACCCAGCCAGGGAAAAUCCGCCUUGGAGAAGAAGGCUCCUCUGUGCUGAGCUGCCUCCUGUCUGGCCCUGAGCAGGCCCGGCUACGGGCCGGCCAUGCCUUUCCUGUGGGGCUCUUGUGAGGACACACGGGAGAAUGUCUGUGAAGGCACCAGGCACUUGAGCCGUCCUAGUGACGUGUCAGUGCUGUCUCUGUGCAUGUGGUCCCUCUUCUCAGCGGAUGUGCCUUUGAGGUGAUGACGGCCUGUGGCCUUGCUGGUCGGCUGGGCUUUGUGCCCCGGGGACAGUGAGAGUCACAGUGACCGUGACACAGGCCUCCUGCACAGGUCAGAAGGGCAAGGGUGCACGUGAAAUCACAUGGGAAGGCAAGUUUACUCCAUUUAGAGGGUUGUCUUUUAGUCUGAGAUUAUGUUCUUCCUAAUUUGGGUGAUAAAAUGUUCUUUUAUGUAAUGAAGGUGAUAAUAGAGGGCGACAUUGUUGGUUUUUUUUAAUGCACCUGGUUGUAGAAUAAAAUGUUGGCUGCCCUUCAUCAGAUCCCAGAACUUCUUUUUAAGUUGGCCAGGCUCUGAGACCCAGCGUCGGGACCCACAGUCUGUCUAUAGCCUGUGUUCACGACUGAGGAGUUCCUCCUGGAGUCUCCAGCAGCCUGUCUGCAGCUGAAGGAGAGCCCAUGGUUCCGCUGCCUGGUAGUCUGGGGACAGGCCCUGUGAUCACCGGGAGGGUCAGGAGCGCGUGCUUGUGUCUAUGAAGACAGCGCCGUCCCUGUGGUGAUGGGCCGCUGGCCACCCCUGAAGGACCCUCCCAGGAAGCUAGCAUGGCUCCUCAGUGGGGCUGCCGCUCACCCUGGGCACCUGAGGCACCCCAAGGCUUGGCGCUGGUGGUGGGGUGGGCCUUCUGGUGCCGGGGCUCAGGCUCUUCCCGUGCCCUUGGGGCUGCCUGCCAGGCACUCAGUGGCCGGGCCUGAGGGGCCUGGGUGCCCCGCCAGCUCGGCUCUCCCUCCUGGAAGUGUCUCAUUCAGCCGCCUGACAUCUCUCCCUGGCUCACUUAGGCCUCACUCUCCUUUUCAUGCUCCCCGCCCUCCAACCUGACUCCUUUGAUGUGGAAUAGAAUGACUGAAAUGCACACAUGAGUGGUCAGUGCGAUCCUGUCCUCGGAGAGUUCCGCGGGAGGGACAUGCAGGUUCUGAAGUGCAGCGGUCUAUGGAACAUACGCCAUAAAUGGUAGGGAGACGGUUGGAUGCGGACGUGAGUGAGGGUGGAGGUGGCUUCUGUUGCCUUAACUCAUAGUUGCUCAGUGUCUGGAGGCAUGAGGAUCCUUUCUUUUUUACGUUGCUUGGAUCUCAGACCUCUACCGUGUGAUGUGUGCGUGUACAUGUGUCCAGGUCCGUGUGGUGUCUGAGCGUGGCCGUCCCGUGUGUUAGCACCUCAGUUUGCUGCUGUGGCUUAGCCGGCAGCACCCCUGCGCCUCCCUGCAGUGUUUGCCCAGCCCCCGUGAUUUCUGUCUGGUGUUGGGCACAUGCCGUGUGACAUGCCCUGGAGCCCACGUGCUGCAGGAGCGCUGGCAUCAGCCCUGGGUCCUCCCUUUCUCUUGGGUAGUGACCGCGCUUGUCUGCGGCAGCUGGGACCAUGGCUGUUGCUGCACUUGGGCCUGGUUAGGAGCUUUCAGAAAUGGGAUGGACAUCUUUGAUAGGUUACUGUAACUGUAAUGAAUGCUUUAGUCCCUGUUGACUCCCCCCAAAUGCCUUAAUUCUGUGUACUGUUUAUCUCAUUGGAGAGAAGAAUUGAUCACAUGGCAUCUUUGUAUAUGCAUUUCAGGUAGAGGAGUGGCUCUCCGGAGAGUUUCUCAUGGUUUGCAGAGGGGGCAUCAGUAAAUGGGAGUCUACCCGGCUUCUCUCCACUGCUCCGGGGGCCCCGGUGCUCCAGCGAGGCACUCAUAGUGCUGCACAGAUUUAAACUGGGGUGAGCCUGUUCCACUUAGCGGGUUUUAGUCUGAAGAGAAAGAGCCCCUAAAAUGUCUGAAGCACGUGGCUGCAUCGUGGUGACACUGUCCCUACAGCGCUCUCUUGGCUGGGAGGUGGGCACUGUGUCACAUGUGACUUAUUUUGACAGUGGGAGGGUAAGUUGUGAAGCUUUGGGAAUGAAUGAACUAAAUAAAGCAUUUAUUCAUUUCUCCAUGA